AUGAGCGACCCGCGCCAGCGCGACGACUCGGAGGACGAGGACGACUUCAACCCGGCGCCUGAAGUCGGCAGCGACGUCGAGGACCAGGCCGAUGGCAACGACGACGACGAUGACCAGGAUGACUCGCCGCGACGUGAGAACAAGAGGCAAUCGCCUGCCCGAAGCCCCGCCGGCGAUGACCACGACGGCGAGGAUGACGAAGGCGAAGGCGAAGAUGUGAACGGCCACGCUCACGACGAAGACGACGAUGAAGAAGAAGAGGACGAAGAAGAGGACGAGGAUGAAGAGAUCCAAGGCCACCGUCGCAAACGCCGUAGGGACCAACGCAACGCCUUCAUCGAUAUCGAAGCUGAGGUCGACGACGAGGAAGAGGGCGAAGAUGACGACGAAGAUGCUGAGGAGGCCGAGGGCUUCAUCGACCGCGAGGAGGUCGGCGAGGCGGACCUCGUUGGCCGCGAGGACGACACCAGACACAGAGAGCUCGACCGCAGACGAGACGCAGAGGAGACCUUCGAUGCCGAGAAACAGGCAGAGAUCUACCAGAAGCGCUACGGUGCCCGGAGACCCGCUAGGGGCAUGGGCGAUUCGGGUGUGGUGCCCCAGCGCCUGCUGCUGCCCAGCGUCGAUGACCCCAGCAUCUGGGGCGUGCGCUGCAAGGAAGGCAAGGAGCGCGAGGUCGUCUUCUCCAUCAUGAAGCGAGUAGACGAGAGGAUGGGCACCAAGGACGAGCUCGGAAUCACAGCUGCCUUCGAGCGCGGUGGCCCAAACUCGGUCAUGAAGGGUCUCAUCUACGUCGAGGCCCAGCGCCAGAACGAUGUUCUUUCCGCCCUGGACGGCAUGCUCAAUGUCUACCCCCGGACCAAGCUCUUGCUCGUCGACAUCAAGGAGAUGCCCGAUCUACUGCGUGUCCAGAAGACGCCCACCUUGGAGCCUGGCUCCUGGGUCAGAUUGAAGCGACCGCCCAAGCACGCCGGCGAUCUCGCCCAGGUCCUGGAUAUUACCCAGAGCGGCCUCGAGGCAAGAGUUCGCUUCAUUCCCCGACUCGACUACGGCAUGCGUGACGACCCGCUCGCUGCCAUGACACCCGACGGAAAGCGGAAGCGUCCGCUCGUCGGACCCCGCCCUCCCCAGAAGCUCUUCAGCGAAGUUGAGGCGCGGAAGAAGAACCCACGAGCCAUCAGUGGCAAUCCUACAUCCAACACCUGGAUCUACAAUGGCGACGAGUUUGAGAACGGAUUCCAGGUCAAGGAUAUCAAGAUUCAAUUAUUGACCGUCAAGGAUGUCAACCCGUCACUCGAGGAGGUCACCAAGUUUGCGUCUGGUGGUGAGGACGGUGUUGAGAACAUUGACCUCAAAUCACUGGCCGCGAGUCUGAAGGACAGUUCCGCGAGCGUCACUUACCUCCCCGGUGAUGUCAUUGAGGUGUACGAUGGCGAGCAAAGAGGAGUCGUUGGAAGGGCCACCAACGUUCAGGGUGACAUUGUCACUUUGGAUGUUACUGAAGGCGACCUGGCAGGACAGACAAUCGAGGUACCAACAAAGGGCCUGCGGAAGCGUUUCCGUCCUGGCGACCACGUCAAGGUCAUUGGAGGCAGUCGAUAUCGCGACGAGGUCGGUAUGGUUGUCAAGAUAUCCGAGGAUAGAGUGACCCUCUUGACCGACCAGUCGACUACCGAGAUCACUGUCUUCAGCAAAGAUCUCCGAGAAGCUAGCGACAUCGGAGGUCAGGGCUCGCUCGGCCAGUAUGAGAUGCUGGACCUCAUCCAGUUGGACCCAACAACUGUUGCUUGCAUUGUCAAGAUUGACCGAGAGUCCAUGGUCGUCCUCGACCAGAAUGGUGAUACGCGACAGGUCAUGCCGUCCCAGAUCGCCAAUAAGUUGCCGAGACGCAAGUUGGCUGUGGCUGCAGACCGCAAUGGAUCCGAGAUUCGCCUGGAUGAUGUUGUUAAGGAGUAUGGUGGUAUGGGACGCCAAGGAAAGAUUGUCCACAUUCACCGCACAUGGGUCUUUUGCCAUACGAACACAACCAACGAGAAUGCUGGUAUCUUCGUUUCCAAGGUCAGCAAUGUGUCGACCAUCUCCGCAAAGGGUGGCCGAAGCCAACACUCCUCGGGCCCGGAUUUGACAAAGAUGAACCCAGCACUUUCUAUGGGUCCCAAGGGCGGUGCAGGCAUGGCGCCGCCCCCUAAGCCGAUCAUCGGCCGCGACCGCCUCGUCGGACAAACUGUUACGAUCAGAAAAGGUGGCUACAAGGGCUUGCUCGGCCGCGUCAAGGAGACCUCCGACACUCACGCCCGGGUAGAGCUUCACACCAAGAGCAAGGUUGUCAACGUGCUCAAGGGCGAUCUGAUCGUUAAAGAUGCCAUCACCGGUCGUGAGCUCAAGAAUUACGACAGUCGUCGACCCCCAGGCAUGGGUGCCCCUGGACGACCAGGUGAAGGCCGCACCGUGCCAGACUGGAACGGCGGAUCGCGGACUCCUAUGGCAUCCUCCAUGUCUAACCGUACGCCUGCAUGGAAGACGCCAUCGGGUGCUGGCAAUGGUGGCCGCACUCCAGCUUGGAGCAAAGGAGGCGGUGACUUUGGCGGUCGAACGCCCGCUUGGGCAGGUGCUGAUGGAUCACGAACGGUCAACCCAUACGAUGGUAGCCGAACGGCAUACGGUGGAUCUGGAUCGCGCACGCCUGCUUGGAACUCGGGCUCGAAGACACCUGCCCCGGACUCCUUCAGUCAUGGCUCAAAAACCCCAGCCUACGGUGGCAGUGGUGCUUCGGACCCAUGGUCUUCAGGGUCCAAGACGCCGUAUGGUGCCGCUGCUCCUACGCCUGGUGCAAGUGGUGGUGGUGAUACUUGGGGCUAUACGCCGGGAGCGUCUGGUUCUUCCGGCGCGUACGAUGCUCCUACUCCUGGUGCCCUUCUUGGUGCGCCGACCCCUGGCGCAAUGAACGCUCCUACACCAGGUGCCUACAACGCGCCUACCCCUGGAGCUAUGAAUGCGCCAACCCCCGGAGCCGGCUGGCAAGGUGGCUGGGGUGCAGCAGAUGCCCCAACCCCUGCUGGAGGAGCUCCUACUCCGGCUGCAAGUGGCUCGUUUGCAUAUGCCGUCAACGCACCGACUCCUGGGGCAUGGAGCGCUGAGACCCCGGCCGCCAGCGGUCCGAGGUACGAGGAUGAUUGA
Neoarthrinium moseri is the source of this 3177-nucleotide messenger RNA. RefSeq lists its product as uncharacterized. Gene Ontology annotation, biological process: transcription elongation by RNA polymerase II; transcription elongation-coupled chromatin remodeling; regulation of DNA-templated transcription elongation. Gene Ontology annotation, cellular component: DSIF complex. The record is from RefSeq and is a predicted model, not a curated record. The transcript has 2 exons. NCBI's taxonomy places the organism in Eukaryota, Fungi, Ascomycota, Sordariomycetes, Amphisphaeriales, Apiosporaceae. Gene Ontology annotation, molecular function: mRNA binding; protein binding. Bases 1 to 3177 code for a protein of 1058 amino acids.